UUACCCUAUGACUCCCAACCCACAUGCUGAAUGGUUACCAUAAUAAUUUAUUCAUUAUAAAUAAAAUUAAAUUGAGUGUAAUAUAUAACAACAAUUGUGUACGUAACGUUUUUUUUUUUCAAUGAUGUAGUAGACGAUACGUUAACGAUGAGAUAGAACUUUACUAAUUAUAGAGGCGUAGAGAGACUCAAGUGUCUGUACCAAUUUUAUUCAAUAAACUAUAGUUUUCAGAUACUUUUUCAACCAGUUCUUACAAUGCACGCAACCCCGUCCUUAUGGUUGUAUUGUAUCUAUAUUUAAUUGGUGGAAAUCCGGAAAGUUUUGUUUAUUGAACUGCUGGUUUUCAUUUGUUCCCCAUUUUUUCUUCUUCUAAUGAAGUGUAUAAUCAAGGCAAAAUAGGGUAACCCUAUUAGGAUUUGAUUAUAUACUUCACUUAUAUAGUAGCAGUAGAGAUACUUACUGUUAACUAAUUGGAAGUUAGUGCAUUUGACAAAGCAAUUAUUGGAGGUAGGUAGAUACCGCACGUCGGUCGUCAUAAUCCAAAUUAUAUUUUAUACGUAUAUUAUAACACUUUAUAUUUACACGAUAAAUACACGACUGCUCAUUAUCGGCCGAAUCAAACGAAACCUAUUGUACAUUUCUAUUUCUUUCCAAAAAAAGUUAUCUGCUUACAACACCUUGUAUACAUAAAAUAAACAAAAAUUGAAACUGACAGCUGCCAAAACUUUUUGACAUUUCUUGUGCAUUGUUGCAAUUGGUUUAUUUUAACAAUGCUUGCAACAAUCAGUGACCUUCGCAUCAAAGACGGAGUCGAAAAAGGUUGGAACGCUCUACUACUACAGUCGCAGCCUGUUUCUUUCUCACAUCCUAAUGUGGCAUAAUGCCGCAUCAUGACGUAUGUCGUAGAUAGAUGCAAUCCACUCUUACUUCACAAGUUCGAAAUCGUGCCAGUUGCGCUAUCGCAGGCGCUUGGUGAACUUGUCAUUCAUGCAAUUUCGUCCUCGGAAAAAAUUACGAAAAUCGGGAGGAUUGGUAAAAAAACGGGAAAAAAUGACAGAAUUUUCGUCUCCAGGCAGGCGAUCGUCCGUAAGACAACUGAGGGAACGCAAACAGAAAAAGUUAUAUUCGGAAGACUGGGCUCUUGGAGACGAAGACAUCGAAGGACGUCGUCUGUUUUCCCUCCAAGAAAAAUUGGAAGAUCCGCGAUUUACUCAGCACAAUUUUGUCAAAGAAAUGCAUGGUAGCGAAUUAACAGUGGCAUAUUUUCAAAA
Agrilus planipennis (emerald ash borer) is the source of this 1271-nucleotide messenger RNA. RefSeq lists its product as uncharacterized. The record is from RefSeq and is a predicted model, not a curated record. Bases 891 to 1244 code for a protein of 117 amino acids. Lineage: Eukaryota; Metazoa; Arthropoda; Insecta; Coleoptera; Buprestidae. The transcript is spliced from 2 exons.